Vitis vinifera (wine grape) is the source of this 863-nucleotide messenger RNA. RefSeq names its product glucan endo-1,3-beta-glucosidase-like. The coding region runs from base 60 to 737 and encodes 225 amino acids. Gene Ontology annotation, cellular component: plasma membrane; cell wall. The record is from RefSeq and is a predicted model, not a curated record. Gene Ontology annotation, biological process: carbohydrate metabolic process. Gene Ontology annotation, molecular function: hydrolase activity, hydrolyzing O-glycosyl compounds. The transcript is spliced from 2 exons. NCBI's taxonomy places the organism in Eukaryota, Viridiplantae, Streptophyta, Magnoliopsida, Vitales, Vitaceae.
GCUAAAUCCUAGCCUUAAACAUAUAUCUUACCUUCUCAUUCUUCUCUUUCUUCAACUCCAUGGCUAAGCUCUAUUCAGCAGGAAAAACCCCCCCAAGGAUGGCUGCAAUGCUGCUUCUUUUUGGGCUGCUAAUGGCUAGUCUAGAGAUAACAGGUGCCCAAAUAGGAGUUUGUUAUGGCAGGAAUGGCAACAACUUGCCAGCACCAGGAGAAGUUGUAGCUCUCUACAACCAGUACAACAUCCGAAGAAUGCGACUAUAUGACACUAGACAAGAUGCUCUCCAAGCCCUUGGAGGCUCUAAUAUUGAGCUCAUCCUAGGCGUCCCCAACGAUAACCUCCAAAAUAUUGCUUCCAGCCAGGCCAAUGCCGAUUCAUGGGUCCAAGACAACAAAAAAAACCAUCCUAAUGUAAAGUUCCGGUACAUCGCAGUUGGAAACGAAGUGAGUCCUUCAGGCGCCCAGGCCCAAUUUGUUCUCCCUGCCAUGCAAAACAUUAACAAUGCAAUUUCGUCCGCCGGCCUAGGGAACCAAAUCAAGGUCUCCACCGCCAUUGACACUGGAGUUCUAGGAGUGUCCUACCCACCAUCAAGUGGCUCCUUCAAGAGUGACGUCCUGUCAUUUCUCACUCCCAUCAUCAGCUUCUUAGUCAAGAACAAUGCCCCAUUACUUGUCAACUUGUACCCUUAUUUCAGUGCAUACAUUGUUCCCAUACAUUGUUCACUGCAUCAGCGUUGCUAGGCAAACACGUAUCCUAACUUAUUAAUUAUUCAGUACAUCAAUAUUGCUAAGGAAACACAUAUCGAAACUAAUUCAUUUCUCGUGGACUUGCGGUUUCCUAUAAAAUCACCCUUCAGAAUUUUCGAA